Chinchilla lanigera (long-tailed chinchilla) is the source of this 731-nucleotide messenger RNA. It is a transcript of the gene Tomm5, whose product is annotated as translocase of outer mitochondrial membrane 5 homolog (yeast). Lineage: Eukaryota; Metazoa; Chordata; Mammalia; Rodentia; Chinchillidae. The record is from RefSeq and is a predicted model, not a curated record. The coding region runs from base 86 to 241 and encodes 51 amino acids. The transcript is spliced from 2 exons. Gene Ontology annotation, cellular component: mitochondrial outer membrane translocase complex.
GGGUUAGGCCGACUUCCGGGUGUGAAUCCGCCCCUGAAGAUCCUAGAUUCCAGCAGCGGCUGGAAGGUGUUGCUGCAGAGCAGAGAUGUUCCGGAUCGAGGGCCUCGCACCGAAGCUGGACCCUGAGGAGAUGAAACGGAAGAUGCGCGAGGAUGUGAUUUCCUCCGUACGGAACUUCCUCAUCUACGUAGCCCUGCUGCGAGUCACUCCAUUUAUCUUGAAGAAAUUGGACAGUAUAUGAAGAUUGGGCAUCAUAUGUGAGCAUAUGAUAGAAGAACCUGGCUACAGUAUCUCCUGCCUACCUGCAAAUGAAUAGGCCCAGAAAGGUGUAAGAGACUCUUUGAUUGAAUGGACAUAAAAAUUCUACUUGUUAAGAGCAAGUUGGGCUCCGGUAACUGAUACUUAUAGCUAAAAUAUAAAACUAUUGGGAAGUAUGAAAAGAUGUCUUGUGGUCAUAGUGUGCCCUUAUGCCGGUAAUAUUCAGCCUCUGCAAACGUUGGUAUAAUUGUAAAUAAUGUUAAACUCCAUUUUCUAGCAAGUAUUAUAAGGUGAUUAUGUCUGAAAUGUCACUCUCUUGUCAUUUCUAUUUACAUUUUUACUUCUGUCCAGAGUAUAUUUGUGAUGAGUCCCUUACAAAUAACUAUGUCUAAUGGGAGUCACCACACAACCAGAAUGACAUUUAAGUGCAAGACCAUUAGUCUAUAUUUUUAAUAAAAUACCAGAAAAUUUGA